CGGAGAGGGAGGAUGGAGGGAGAAAGAGGGAGGCUCUCGGCAUCUCCAAAAGGCGGCCCGAUGAGGGGGUGAGGGGCUCGAGAGCAGUACAGUAGGAGGAGAAGAAGAAGAGGAGAGAUAGAAAGGGGAGGUUAGAUCAGAACAGGAGAAGAGCGUCUUUGAGCGUCAGGAAAUAUAAACAUGUAUUAUUAUUAUGAAGAGUAAGGAAAGUUUGGAUGGCAAAGAUAGCUUCAUGGAAAAAGAGGAGGAAGCUCUCGGUGAUUCUUCUUCUUGUGUUCUGUGAGGAAGCACCAUGUUCUCCGACAGCAGGGCUCCAGCACCGGGGGAGCAGAAAGCCUUCAAGCCCCCCCACGCCCCUCACUUCAUCCCCUGGCUACGCAACAGCCUGAAGCCCCAGCAUGGCGGCGGCGACCUCAACGGACCGUAUAAACCGGGCACCAACAACCGGACCUCGCUGGAGAAAACCAAAGGGAUCGGGUUCUUCUCCAAGAAAGGGGACGUUCGGUGCAGCAACGGGGUGGCGAGGAUGCUUCCCGUGGUUCUUCGGGGCCACAACAUCUUAAAACAGAGGGAGGACAGUCCGGCGAGGUGGACCCAGUCUCCAGAGCUGGAUCCCCUACCCAGCAAAGAGGACACAGCUCCAGGUACGAUCUUGGUCCAGGACAACACCACCUUUGUGAGGAACCACCUGAGCGAAGGGACUCCAGUCAGGAAGUACGGUCCUCUUGUAAGACCGACUCCUGCUCCUGUAAUCGAGGAGCCGAACUGUAACAAGGGGCCCGUUGUGGUGGACUUGGAGCUCAGGAAAAGGUAUGCAUCCACCCUCCGUCGCAAGAGAGACCUUCACUCCUCUAGCUGGGCCAGUCCGGACACUCAGAUCGAGAGGCAGCAUGGCUUCACCUCCAGCUUCAGCUACAUCCAGCAGCAGAGCAAGAGCCAGAGGGACCUCAGGGACCCGGUUGAGGGUUUCAACGGGCCCCUCAACGGGGUCAUCUUCUCCACGGAGGUCCCUCAGAGGGGCACAGCAACUCUACGAGCUCCCAGCAAGCCUCGACCCAGCGGAGAGAGCAUGAAGGGUCAGAACCAGACGUGGGUUCAGUACAAGCAGAGUCACGAGGCGACGGCGCAGAGGAAGGGGUCCGGCGGCACCAGCAGCAGGAAGGUGGUCCGAAACCAGAUCAAACGCGUGGUGGAAAACCUGGAGCAAGUGCUCACAGCGCUGAGGGACGUUCACCAGGAAAUGAGAGAGGUGGUGCAGCAGAUCGACUCUCUGACCUCCUCUAUUGACCUGAAUUCGGAGGGGGCUGAAGGAGACGACAGCAGCUCCAACUCAGGCUCCAUCUCCAGCGAAGUGACGGCAAUCAGCACCAAUCAGAGACCUCCAGAUCCCGGAGACCCGCCCUCCUGCAGGAGAGACCCUCACAUCAGGAGUAAAUCCCCUCCUAACAUCAGGAGUAAAUCCCCCCCUAAUAUCAGGAGUAAAUCCCCCCCUAGCAUGCAGCUGUGCCCGGUGAACUCUGCCUUUUCAGACAGGGGUCGAACUCUCCGGUUCACCUGCAGUUUGGGUUUUUCUCCCAGACAAGGUGGGCCGUUACACAACAAUAAUCCCUCUCAAAACGUCCCCUCACAUGACGUCCAUUUGUCCCCGCAAAGACACCUCCCUGUCCGGCCUCCUACUCCAGGACUCUCCCCUCUUACGGUGAACCUCCAUCACCACAACAGCCCUGGAUCUCACUCCCCGAAUCCUUCACCACUUUCUCCAAACCCACCCGCCGCUCUGAGUCCAUCUGUCAUUGAAAAGGACAAACUCGGGACCCCACAAAGUGACCACCCAUCUGCCGGUCUGCACUCAAAAUCUGCACCACAACCUCCAUCUGCCCCUGCAACCCAAGCUAAACCUCCCAAAGGUCGCAGGGGUCGCAAACCUCCUCCAUACCCCCACCUCAGACCCUCAGAACCCACGCAGAAAAAAGUGCCGGAGCCCCGAGCAGCUCCCCCGUACCCUGAGAAAAGGCUCUCGACCACAGUGUGAGACAACGGGAGAGAGGGGGGAGGCUGAUCGACAAAAAAAAGCUGCAACAGUGGAGGUGAUUCAAGGCUCGCCACGUUUCCAAGGUGACAGGAUGCAGACGCAACUCAGGCUCCUGGGAGACUCAAACGGAGACACAAACGUCUCCAGCUCCAGAGACAGACGAGAGGAUCCAAACUCCAACAAAAAAAGGGCAACGAGCCGAAGACGAGAAGGACGAUGAGGAAGAGGAGCAUGAGGAAGAACAUGUGCCGUGGCUAAUGACAGAGCGUCAGGCCUGCCCUUGCUGGGGGAAGGAGGCGUGUCGAGGAACAUCAGAGUGGCUGGACCUCCGCUCAGUGACCGAGCUGCAGACAUUAACCUUCCUCCUUCAUGAUGUGCAGAGACAGGUUCACUUCCAGGAGAAAUAAAAGCUUUUUUGACCGUCUGGUGCCCGGCGUUGCUUUGUCAGAGGUGGGACCAGAUGAUUAAAUUCAACUUUGAGAGCACUGAGACCCAGGGUAGCAUCUGACCGGGUAAAUAGACAUUACUAUAGGGGAUAAAUAGUGCGAGUAAGAUAUUUAUAAUACAGGACGAUUUUACAUCUGGUUGAUCCUAUACUCCUCUAUAAAGCCUUGGUCUGUCAGGGCUGAUGACGUGCAGAUAAUAAAUGACUAGAAAGGCAAACCGUGGAUGAUCUUUCUAAAUGAAAUUGUGGUUGAAUAUCAAAAUAAGCUGCAGUUUAACAUCAAACAGAUGCAAACAGUGGUGCAGAGUACAGUUCAUAUGUAUAGGAAUAAAUAGUGAGGAUUAGAUGCUUACAAGACAG
This is a messenger RNA of Eleginops maclovinus (Patagonian blennie), 2837 nucleotides long. Its product is annotated as serine/arginine repetitive matrix protein 1-like. The coding region runs from base 293 to 2032 and encodes 579 amino acids. The transcript has 4 exons. The record is from RefSeq and is a predicted model, not a curated record. NCBI's taxonomy places the organism in Eukaryota, Metazoa, Chordata, Actinopteri, Perciformes, Eleginopidae.